Messenger RNA from Setaria italica (foxtail millet), 2511 nucleotides. Its product is annotated as ETHYLENE INSENSITIVE 3-like 3 protein. The record is from RefSeq and is a predicted model, not a curated record. The transcript has 3 exons. Bases 273 to 2132 code for a protein of 619 amino acids. NCBI's taxonomy places the organism in Eukaryota, Viridiplantae, Streptophyta, Magnoliopsida, Poales, Poaceae. Gene Ontology annotation, cellular component: nucleus. Gene Ontology annotation, molecular function: DNA binding; DNA-binding transcription factor activity.
CACCGCCGCCGUCUCCUCUCUCCUCCUCCCUCCCCCAUUUUUCCUCCCAAAUAAAACCAGCCGGCAGCCGCAACGGAGGCGCAAACCCCCUACGAACCCGACCGCAAAUUCUCCUCGCGGCCCGCCGCCGUGGCGUCCGUCCCUUCGACGAGGUUGUUGCAAUUCCUUGUUCGAAUAUUUGAUGAAUGAGGAUACAAACCAACUGGGCGCAACAAGUUUGAUGGUGUGACUACACUGGGUUUUUGAAGAAGACUAGUAGAACCAAUCUUUCAAUGGACCAUCUUGCUAUUCUUGCGUCUGAAGUAGAUGAUGCAUCAGACUUUGAUGUUGAUGGCAUCAACAGCCUCAGUGAGAAUGAUGUCAGUGACGAGGAGAUUGAUGCUGAGGAGCUGGCCCGUCGAAUGUGGAAAGACAAGAUCAAGCUCAAGAGGAUCAAGGAGAGGCAGCAGAAGCUUGCUCUGCAGCGGUUGGAACUGGAGAAGUCCAAGACGAAGAAGAUAUCCGAUCAGGCCCUUCGAAAGAAGAUGGCAAGGGCCCAGGAUGGGAUUUUGAAGUACAUGAUCAAGCUGAUGGAGGUGUGCAAUGCGCGAGGGUUUGUGUAUGGGAUCAUUCCUGAUAAAGGGAAGCCUGUCAGUGGUGCAUCAGAUAACAUUAGAGCCUGGUGGAAGGAGAAGGUGAAGUUUGAUAAGAAUGGACCAGCGGCGAUCACAAAAUACGAGGUCGAGAACUCGAUUCUGAGUAAUGCCAAGAGCAAUGGAGCCAAGGAUCAGCAUAGUUUGAUGGAUCUCCAAGAUGGCACUCUGGGUUCAUUGCUUUCAGCACUGAUGCUACACUGCAGCCCACAGCAACGAAGGUAUCCGCUGGAUAAGGGUGUGCCGCCCCCAUGGUGGCCAUCAGGGAAUGAGGCAUGGUGGUCUUCACUGGGCCUUCCAAAGGGAGAAGCGCCUCCAUACAAAAAACCACAUGAUCUAAAGAAGGUUUGGAAAGUUGGAGUUCUGACAGGUGUAAUCAAGCACAUGGCCCCAAACUUUGAUAAGAUCAGAAAUCAUGUAAGGAAGUCAAAGUGUUUGCAGGACAAAAUGACUGCAAAAGAGAAUCUGAUUUGGCUUGGUGUUUUACAACGUGAGGAGAAGUCUGUUAACAGUUUUGGCAAUGCUUUGUCAGAGAUAACGAGAAAUGAGGACAUAUAUAGCAGCAGUGAUGAGUAUGACGUUGACCGCUUGGAGCAGCCUCCUCAUUCUACAUCAUCCAAAGAGGAUGAGGACACUCAGCCUGUUUUGCAGAUAAGAGGGAAGAAAACCUCAACUAGGGAGAAUAAGAGAAGGCGUCGUGAUAAAUCCUCCAACCAAGUAGUUAGUAAGGAAGACAUGACUAAAUCUCGGCAGCAGCAAAGCCUCUCAGGCCACCCUCCAGUUGCUGAGGAUGAGGUUGAAGUGACACAAAGAAAUGAUAAUCCACCAGAAAUAGGGAGCAGUGCAAUUGGUGACGUGAACAUAUUUGACCCAUUGGAUGUUGUGGGCAUAACUAACCAGCCAGCAUGCGACCCUAUCCCUACAUAUGGGUCUUUACAACAGCACGGAGAUUACCAAGGGAAUUUCCUAUCUCCUGGUGCUGCUCUCAACAACUACAACAGUAACCAGGCUGCAAGUGCUGCUCUCAACAAGCACAACAAUAACCAGGCUGCAAGUGCUGCUCAAUCAAGCACAUAUCUGAGCGAUCCACCUCUGGCUUGUGAAGGCAGUGACAUUGCCAACUCAUGGUCUGGACACUCGUUUCGACAGGAUGUUGGUCAUGGGCCUAUUGGUUUUAAUCCUUCGGCGAUUGUUCAGGCGUCGUCAAUGCAGCAGCAGCAACCACUGCCUAUGGAUCACCAUGUGCCUAUAAUGGGCACAGGAGCGCUGUCCGGGAACGGUUCUUACAGCUAUCCUGCGGCAGGGAGUGGGCAUUCGGGGACUGUUGCUAGCAAAGCUGAACAGCUCAUGGAUGAUCCUUUCUUUGGCGAGGCCACUGAUAAGUUUGCAGGCAACUCAUUUGGUGGGCUUCCUUUGAGCCUCAUUCCUAUCAGUAGCCCGAUCCCUUACCUCGAUGAAUUGCUGGACGACGAUGACUUGAUGCAAUACCUGGGCACAUGACACAGUGUCCAAUACCUGAUGACUGUGGAUAGGUGGUUCAGCAUGCUUGUGCCGCCUGUUGUGGGAAGUGUUGGUGACGUCCUGGUGGGUGUUGCUGCAGCUACUGCUCCUGAACCAUCCGGGGCGCCGUGGUGAUUAGCUAUUGAUUUGUAAGAAUAGAAUAAUACCCUAAAAUUUAGGGUGCUCGAUCUCUUGACUGUACUGGGUGCCAAAUGCCAUACUGCUAUUAGCCUUGAACUUAGCCUCUAGAAAUACUCGUUAGGAACUUGUGUCAUCAUGUGGCUGGCUGGUGGAGAAUUUCCGGAUCUGGUAAAAGCAUUUUAUUUUAUUGUUAGUGUACAUACAUUCUUGUUAGUUUUUCUGUUGAGCUGGGUGCCCA